AUGAACGAAAUAUUUUCAACCGAUCUGAAUCUAAAUGAUCAAAACAAGUCAUCUUUCUAUUCAGAAGAUGAUAUUUCAGCUGAACUAGAACUACCAAAAUUACCAUACCCACCUGAAAUUAAAGCUAGCGAAUUGGUCAGGGAUUUGCUAUUAAAAUAUGAAUCAAAGUCACCAAAAAUGUUGAAUGAAUUUUUUAUUUAUCGAAAAGCAUUUGUUCAAGCAUUCAAGAAAGAGAAACUUCGACCAAAGAUGACACAUGUAUCUUCAUUGGCAUCUGCAUCUUGGCAUAAGGAGUCAUCUGAUGUAAAAAAUGCAUAUAGAAAAAUUGCUCGUGAAGCUGAGCAAUUAUAUAUAAAUGAGAGAAAAAAAAGGCAACAAUCAAAAACUACUGGUAAAAUGCAAACAUCAGAUUCUGAAAUAACAUCUACUUCAACUUCACCCGAAUCAACUUAUGACCCCGUUUCCGGUCCUUCACACAAUAUGAUUGUCAAUGUUGCGCCUGAACCAUCAUUCAUUGAUGUUAAACCAGAUAAUUCAUUUUUGCAUACAUCGAAUCAAGAUAAACUUACGGAAUUUUCUAAUACAUCAUCAGCAUUCAAUGGUUCUUAUGGUCCUACUUCAUACGAAGACUAUCCAGAAUUCACAGAGCAAAUCAUGUAUACACAAAAUCAACAACCUAUGAUGCAUCAUGAAAUUAGCAAUAUAAAUUUUGCCUUCCCGAUAGUUACGUAUAAUUCUAAUAAUUCUGGGACGCAAUAUCCAUAUUCUCAUGUAUCUACUCAACCUUUAAAUUCACGCAACGUAUUAGAUUAUAAUAACGAUGGUAGAUCUCUUGGACCAUCGCGUCAAGAUAAUAUUGAUGCUAUUGUUUUACAAUUUAAAAAAACAUCACAAACAUUAGAUUUCAUUAAAGAAAGAACCAAUGAUCAAAAAAACAUCGAGUCUUCUUCAGCCGACGGUGUUCCUAAAAAAUCAGCUAAAAAAUCCGUUCCUAAAAAAUCAGCUCCUAAAAAAUCAGUUCCUAACAAAUCAGUUCCUAAAAAAUCAAUUCCAAUGAAAAGAACUGCUUCUCAUAGUCCAAAACCUUCUCAAACGACCAUGGAAUCUAUUCCGACCUACGAGAUCGACGAGACCGAUAAGCCUCCUAAACGAAGAAGGAAAAAAAGUUCUCGUCCAAGAAUCAAGAAAUGGAAAUCUUCUAAACAACACCCGAUCCUCUCUUUUCCUCCUGAAUUAUUUAUUAACAUCUUUUAUUUCUGCGAUCCGCAAACUUUACUUUCUCUUUCAAAAGUUUGUAGACAAUUUGCGAUGUACUUAAAUUCACCUGAUUCUUCGAUCACUACUAAAAUUUGGAAGGAUUCAAGAGAAGGAUUUUUAAGUGAUCUGAAAUUGGAUCCACCUGAAGGUAUGACCGAAAAAGAAUAUUGCAAAUUGUUUGUUGAACGUGGCUGUAUGAUUUGUAGUCAACCUAGAAUCAGAAAAGUAUACUGGGCUUUUAGAGUGAGGUGUUGUGUCAAUUGUUUAGAUAAAAUUACUAUUAGCGAUUAUCGAAUUGAUGGUGAAAUGGGUGUCCCAUCCUGCGUUUUACUCGGUCUUCCGUACGUCCCACAACAAAAAUGGGCCAGGAGAAGAGGGUCAUUCAUAGUGAAAGCCUAUUCAGUGAAACAAAUUAAGGAGGCUUACAAGGAAUAUAAAAAGUUGCCUUCGAAAGAACGUAAAGAUUGGUGCCAAAGAAUGAAAAUUCGAGGGAUCGAGACCAUGAAAGAUGUUACUCAACGUAUGAACGAUGAUAGCCACAAACGAUUGGCUCAAUCAAUCAAUCAAUCCCGUUUAAUUCAUCUGAAUUUUCGACGAUCAUUGGCUACAAUUACUGAUCAAUCUAAACUUUCGAUUCCUGAACCGAAAGAUUGUUCUAAAAUAACUCCAAACUAUGCAAAAUUGGUUGAAAAUUUGUCAAUUGUUCAAAAAAGAAUUUUUGCUGGUCAACCUUUAACUUUAGCUGAAAAAAUAUUAUACGCUCAUUUAUGGAAUCCAAAAGAAAUCAAUAAUAUUGUUAAAGGUGAAACUUACCUGCAAUUGAAGCCUGAUAGAGUCGCAAUGCAAGAUGCGUCAUCUCAAACAGUCAUUCUUCAAUUUAUGCUUGCUGGAAUGCCAGAAACGGCUGUUCCAACAUCUAUUCAUUGUGACCAUUUGAUUGAGGCAUAUGAAGGAGGUGACAAAGACGUGAAGACAGCUGAAGUAACAAGUAAAGAAAUAUUUGAAUUCUUGAAAAGUGCGUCAGAAAAAUAUGGAAUAGAAUUUUGGAAGCCAGGAAGUGGAAUUAUUCAUCAAAUAGUUUUAGAAAAUUAUGCUGCCCCUGGUGCCCUUAUGAUUGGAACUGAUAGUCAUACGCCAAAUGCUGGUGGUCUUGGAACAAUAGCUAUAGGAAUUGGUGGUGCAGAUGCUGUUGAUGCCAUGGCAGACAUUCCAUGGGAGCUUAAAGCUCCAAAAAUAAUUGGUGUAAAAUUGACCGGCAAAUUGAAUGAAUGGACAAGUCCUAAAGAUAUAAUAUUACAUCUGGCUGGAAAAUUAACCGUUCGGGGUGGAACCGGUCAUAUAAUUGAAUAUUUUGGCACAGGAAUUGAAACACUGUCUUGCACAGGAAUGGCCACAAUAUGUAACAUGGGAGCUGAAGUUGGCGCAACUACUUCUGUAUUCCCUUUUACAUCAAGCAUGUACUCAUAUUUAUCUGCGACUAGGCGUCAUCCAGUUGCUAAACAAGCUACUUCUUAUGCAUCAUAUCUAAAAGCUGAUGCCAAUGCUCGUUAUGAUCAUAUUAUUGAAAUAAACCUAUCGGAACUUGAACCCCAUAUUAAUGGUCCCUUUACUCCUGAUUUAUCAACACCUCUUAGUAAAUUUGCUGACUUUGUUGCAAAAAAUGGUUGGAAAGAUGAAAUAAAAGCGGGACUAAUAGGAAGUUGCACUAACAGUAGUUACCAGGACAUGAGUCGUGUCACUAGCUUGGUAGCACAAGCACUCGAUAAAGGUGUACGUCCAAAGAGUGACUUUUUUAUUACUCCAGGAAGUGAUCAAAUUCGUGCGACAAUGGAAAGAGAUGGGCAAACUGAAAUCUUGCAGAAAGUUGGUGGCCGUGUUUUAGCUAAUGCUUGUGGGCCUUGUAUAGGGCAGUGGAAAAGAACGGAUAUUCAGGAGAAUGAAGAAAAUGCUAUCUUAACUUCAUUCAAUCGUAACUUUAAAAAUAGAAAUGAUGGAAAUCCAGCAACAAUGAACUUUUUGGCGUCUCCAGAGAUUGUGACAGCCAUGACAUUUGCAGGUAGAUUAACAUUCAAUCCGAUAACAGACACAUUAGUAGACAAAGAUGGUAAAGCAUUUCAAUUUUCAAGUCCAUCCGGUGACGAAUUACCAAAACAUGGAUUUGAAAGAGGGAGAGAAUUUUAUGAGCCAUCACAGGUUUCAGCAGGCAAUCCAUCAAUGCAAAUUAUAAUCCCUCCGGAUUCAAAUCGACUUCAAUUAUUAGAACCAUUUCCAAUAUGGCAUGGUAGUGAAUUUCAUGAAUUACGCGUUUUAGUCAAAGUAAAAGGCAAAUGUACAACGGAUCAUAUAUCUGCAGCUGGACCUUGGUUGAAAUUCAAAGGACACCUAGAAAAUAUUGCAAACAAUACUUUGAUUGGUGCAUUGAAUGCCGAUAAUGAAAAAGUUAAUGUAGUAAGAAAUAUUUUGACUGAAAAGGAUGGAACCAUACCAGAAGUUGCACGUUAUUAUAAAGAAAAUAACAUUCAAUGGAUCGUUGUAGCUGAUCAUAAUUAUGGUGAAGGAUCGGCCAGAGAACAUGCAGCAUUACAAGUUCGCUAUUUAGGUUGCCCAAUAAUCAUUGCAAGGUCAUUUGCAAGAAUUCAUGAAACAAAUUUAAAGAAACAGGGGGUUUUGCCAUUAAUAUUUAAAAAUGAAGAUGAUUAUAAUUUAUUAUCUGGCGGUGAUACAAUCUCUACAAUUGGUGUUGUAGGAUUAGAACCAGGUAAAGAUGUAACGAUCAGAGUCAGAAAAGAAAAAAAUGGUGAUAAGAAAAAGAUCGAAGAAUUUGAUAUUUUAACAAAACACACAAUGUCGGAAAAUCAGAUUGAAUGGUUCAUUAUGGGAAGUGCUUUAAAUCUUAUUGCUAAUAAGCAUAAAUCUGGUAGUAUUUGA
This is a messenger RNA of Dentiscutata erythropus, 4185 nucleotides long. The record is from the annotation of a GenBank genome assembly. Lineage: Eukaryota; Fungi; Glomeromycota; Glomeromycetes; Diversisporales; Gigasporaceae.